AUGAAGUCGUGGGAAGAGCUGCGUCUUCGGGAAGAAGCGCUGGGUGGGCUAUGUGCAGGUGUGGUCGGGACGAUAAUAGGGUUUCCUCUGGAUCUGGUAAAGACUAGAAUGCAGACUGGAACCACAAAGCAAACCACGAUUUUUUCAGUUGGUCAAUCCAUUGUGAAGGAAGAGGGAAUACGCGCCUUGUACAAAGGACUGUGGCCACCGCUCAUAUCACUUUCCAUUUUGAAUACCGUUACCUUUGCGCAAUACUCAAUGUGGAGGGAGUUUUACAAUGCCAACCCUGGAUGGGAUCAACGAAAUUUCUUUGCUGGUAUUUCUUGCGCCCCCGUGUCGGGAGUAGUGUCGACGGUCGAAAAUCUUGUCAAGACACAAAUGCAGUUGGACAACAUUACCACAAAGCAAUAUCGAUCAUCCUUUUCGUGUGUCAAGACACUGAUUCAAUCUCAUGGAGUUGGGAUAAUCUACACGGGACACAUGAUCAAUACAGUUCGAGAGGCGACCUUUUUGGGGAGUUACUUUUUUGUUUACGAAGGAUUGCGAGAGGGACUUGUCCGUUCAUCAGCCUUUGCCAAUCAUGUCCAAGUCGCGAUUCCAAUUGCUGGAGGGCUUUCUGGGGCCUUUUCUUGGUUCCUAAGCUUUCCCCUGGACUGUGUUCGAGCAGGAGUACAAGGCCAAAGGCUUCCACCGCAACUUGGUGCCAGACAAGUUUUGGUCUCUCUUUUGCGUGAGCGUGGAGUUUGGUCCCUAUAUUCAGGGGCCAGUGCAUCGAUAGCUCGAGCAUUUUUGGUCAGUGGCAGCCGUUUCAGUGCCUACGAGGGAGCAUUGUGGAUGUUGAGGGGAGGGCGAAACUACGAACGUCACCAUGACUAA
This is a messenger RNA of Cylindrotheca closterium, 876 nucleotides long. NCBI's taxonomy places the organism in Eukaryota, Bacillariophyta, Bacillariophyceae, Bacillariales, Bacillariaceae. The record is from the annotation of a GenBank genome assembly.